Messenger RNA from Phanerochaete carnosa HHB-10118-sp, 799 nucleotides. RefSeq lists its product as uncharacterized. Gene Ontology annotation, biological process: ubiquitin-dependent protein catabolic process; protein polyubiquitination. The transcript is spliced from 5 exons. Gene Ontology annotation, molecular function: ubiquitin conjugating enzyme activity. Gene Ontology annotation, cellular component: nucleus. NCBI's taxonomy places the organism in Eukaryota, Fungi, Basidiomycota, Agaricomycetes, Polyporales, Phanerochaetaceae. The record is from RefSeq and is a predicted model, not a curated record. Bases 76 to 519 code for a protein of 147 amino acids.
UCCACCUCGACGCCCUACACCCCGUCCCUAGACAACCUUCAGUUUCGUUGCCACUCAGUCUCUACAUACGUCAGCAUGGCCCUCAAGCGCAUUAACAAGGAACUCAUUGACCUCGGCCGGGACCCUCCCUCAUCCUGCUCCGCCGGCCCUACUGGCGACAACAUGUUCCAGUGGCAAGCAACUAUUAUGGGCCCCGGCGACUCACCUUAUGCGGGCGGCGUCUUUUUCCUCUCCAUCACCUUCCCCACCGACUAUCCCUUCAAGCCUCCCAAGGUCUCGUUCACGACGAAGAUCUACCACCCGAACAUCAACGCGAAUGGCUCAAUCUGUUUGGACAUUCUGAGAGAUCAAUGGAGUCCAGCGUUGACUAUCUCGAAAGUUCUACUUUCGAUUUGCUCAAUGCUUACCGACCCGAACCCUGAUGAUCCUCUUGUCCCCGACAUUGCGCACCUAUACAAGACGGACCGUGCGCGGUACGAGGCGACAGCGCGCGAGUGGACUCGCAAGUAUGCUAUGUAGUCUACUUUCGCUCGCAUCCGGAUGCUAUGCCUCUGCGUGAGUUGGGGUGAAUGUGUUAGCUGCUGGAGGACCGUUGGGGGGAUGAAGUGAAUGGAUGGUGUAUGAUUUCGCGUGUCGACUGCAUCUCUCGAACCCCAGUACAACUCAGCUUUCUUCUCGUACUAUGUUUAAUACAUCAUCGAAGCCGGAUACAACCUGGAGGGUGGUUCGUCUGAGACUGCAGAUCCUUGCAACACACCGUCUGUCUUCACUUCGGGAUUCACAGCUGCAUGUAUGAAGU